ACCCCAGAGAAGUUCAUUGAAAUCGCACGUAACCAUGAUUUUUGGCGACUUGAUCUUGAGUUUGAAUUGAACAGUUUCAUACAACUGUACUCACAGCUUUAAUUUCCCCAUAGCCUUUUGUGAGGUCAGUUGACGCAAAAAAUUGUGUUUUUUGGCCUGGUUGUCCACUUAUAGGCCUACAAAGGGUCGUUCGUUCUCGUGUCAUUUCGUCGAAUUAGUGUGACGUUUAAUGGCCGAUGGGCGAAAUAGCUCGCACUUUGCUUCCUCUAUUUUUCCACAAAUUCCAGAUUUUUUAAAUUCUUCUGCGAAAAAAUGUUGAUUUUUCUAAAGAGCAAUUUCUUCUUCACGGUUUUGUGGCAUUUUCCCGUCCGGCAGUGCGUUUUUCGCGAAGGAAUCGCGUUUUUCCGAAUUGAGAACUUCUGACGUUUACUGUCACAUCGGAACAGCGUUAUUGAGGUGCGCCUACUAGCCACAAGGCGAAACUUAGUUUGGUGUUUGCAAGACUUUUUUGACUUUAAGACGCUGGCAAUGGACUAUUUGGGCAGUGAAAAUUACUUGAAACAAAGAGAUCGUUUCUCCUUAAAUUGCGCUCUAAACAACAGGGUUUGUUGACUGUUCAAUCAUGAAUAAGCAGCAGGAUCCACUGCAGACUAUCCGAGAGGAUGACUUCGUCCAGUACUAUUUAUUCCCCCGAAUUGAGGCGUCGGAUGAAUCGCUGCAGGAGAAACUGUUAGAGGCCGUGCUGGCCAAAGCCGACAGAGUGCUUGAAAGGUUUGCUCAGAAUUAUCUGUGGCACAAAGAUCAGAUACGAUUCGUCCCUAUGACUGAGUCGAGUAAUUUCCUCACACGUGUCGAUGGGGAAGAGGAACGCCUGCCACCUCAUUUAUUUGGAGUGUCUCACUAUGGGGACAACAUCCAGGAUGAAUGGUUCAUUGUCUUCCUGCUGCAACAAAUCACUAAGGAAAUUCCGGGGGUGGUUGCCAGAGUGUUCGAUUCAGAUGGGGAGUUUCUGCUGAUAGAGGCGGCUGACUUUUUACCGAACUGGGCCAAUCCGGAGUCAUGUACAAAUAGAGUUUAUAUCUAUGAAGGCAACAUUCAUCUGCUACCAGUAGAUGAUAAGGAGUGCGUCGAUAUUUCCGUAGAAGGAGCCUUGCGGAAGAUCUGGAACGAGCCCCAUAAGUCUAGGUCUCAUCCGGAUGUGCAAAAUUCGAUUCAAAACCGGCUGCUGUUCAGCCCGGAGAGCAUGAGGGAGAAUUUCCAUCAUGCCACUGUGCUUGUGCCCACAGCAGUCGCGGCUAUUUUGAAGAAAAAACCUAAUCUGAUCAGCGCAGCCGUUCAGGCGUUUUGCAACAGGGAUACGGUUGAUAUGAGGGCUUGCCGGGCCAUGAAGUACUUUCCUCCGGAGCAGCGAGUAAAAACACGCAUCAAAUUUACCAGGUGCCUUUAUGCAAUGCUGUUGCACAGCAAAUACAUCCCCGACAGGAAAAUCGGCUGGAAUCUACCACCGGCCACUAGCAACGAUUACAAGCAGCAUCUGUUAGGAGUGAAAAUCGCCUGCGGUUUCGAAAUUUUAGCGUCGCAAGCCAAACCCAACGCCGAUGUCGAGGGUGACCGCGGUUGGGCGCAAUUCCUCAAGCGCCUCAAUGAAAUUGAGUACUUCAAAGGACUGCUGGAGGGUUCGAAGGAGUACAACACACGAUUCAAUAAAGCCAAAGUCUACUACACCGAACAUAGAACUAGUCUGCAUAGUGGCUCCAAUGUGGGCCAAGAAGUCUUGCAGCUUUUGCGGAGUUGCGAUAUUGACUACGACGAGCUGUGCAAAGAAGCUCAAAACAAUGCUGUGAAAGAUGACGACGAGAGUUGGCUGGAUAUUUCGCCGGAAGAAUUGGACCAGAUGCUGCAGGAGCGAUAUGGACAGAAGAAAAUGUUCAAAGUCACCGAAUCCUCUGAUGCCUCAAACUUUGCGCAAAAAGUCAAUAGCUUUUUGAAUCACAUUUCCGAUGUGGACGGGGCCGAGUUUCCGUCGGGCGACGCUAAAAACGGGGACACUCCCGAAAGACCGCCAAGGCGCAAGAAGACAGCCAGUGAAAAAACCGUCUCAUUUUCCCAAAACAUCAGCGAACAAAAGCGCGUCGAUUUCGAUCCGGAUUCAUUCGCGAGUGCCAUACAGAACAUUUUAAACUUUGUGAUUCCCGAAGACGAGUCUUGGAACUUGGAAUCGGAUUCCGACAUGAGCGAGUACGAGACCGACGAGUUUGUUAAAGAGUCAGAUCUGAACGAAACCGAGGCUAAAAACAAAAUGCAAAAAUACAUGCAGGAGAUGGAUGAGCAGUUGGCCUCCACCACUAUAGGACAGAGUUUCGAGAGGAACAGUGCGGACAAUGGAUUUGAAGAUAUCGAAAACUUCAAGGCGGUGGACAUAGACGUUAAUGCGUUGAAGAACAUCCUGAAGAGCUACAGGUCGGAGCUAGGGGAAGCGGGGCCUUCAAGCACCAUGCUGGGACCAAUGGGCGUUCACAUUGAGUCGAACCACGAGUAGUUUUAGCCUAUCAAAUUCAAGGAUUGCAAUGCACCUAUUUAUAGUAUUUUACUCCUUACUGGUUAAGAAACUUGCUUAAUUUUUAUACGAAUAAACACUCGCCAUUAUUAUAAAAUGUGAUCUCACAAUGCGCUAAAAGCCGCCGGAAUAUUAGAAAAAAAGGACUUUGGACCAAGCUAGUGGCGAUUAAAUCCCAUCGACUUUAAACAUCGCAAAAAAAAACAAUCAGGAUAUUAAAACCGAAGGAAUUUGCGCAAAAAACUCAGGGUGUUUUACAAAAUCAGUUUUAUUACGUACAUGUAAAAUACACCGCGUGGCACAAACUUACAGCUUCUAAAACGUAUAGUAGCAAAAUAUAAAAACAACGUCCAUACCAUCCUGACACAAUAUUCUAUUGUGAUGGCAUGCAAGUUUGGGCCACCCUGUCUACAGGCUGUUUCAAAUCAAUUUCAUAAUCAUUUCGAAUUGAGUACUAUGAUAAAGGAACAUUUAGAAGACGGAGAAACAUAAUUUUCGCUGGGACACGCUGUAUAUUAUUUGCAAGGCGAAGUAAAUUCGUGUCGUACAAAACAGAAACUUUUUGGGUGUUUUACAAUAAAUAAACCCUGAGUAAAUUAGUGUGGAACUUGAACAAAUUGUUGGGUAAAUAUGUAGAAAUAAUAGGUCUUAUUUUCCACAAACAAUAUACAGAGUAUCACAGUGGUGCGAAAAAAACAGAAAGCAAUUAUCAGUCAUAACCGAUUUGAAACAGCCAGAGUUCUGAACAAAAUCAAAGUGUAAAGACUAGAAAAUUUGGUCAAUGCAAUUGGACAGAUAUAUAAAAAUCAGGACACUCACCGUCAAAUACAAAACGCUUUGCACGUUGACCUUUAACUUAAAGACCUCAUAAACAGAACGCGAAGCUUAUAAUAUAACUAUUUACAAUAUAUUUAGCUAGUGUGUCUCUUAUGGGAUCGUCAGUCAGUUCAUCCAGUCCGCCCAAGAUUUUAUUGCAGUACAAUAAAUCUUCAUUGUCA
This is a messenger RNA of Dendroctonus ponderosae (mountain pine beetle), 3555 nucleotides long. It is a transcript of the gene ecd, whose product is annotated as protein ecdysoneless. The record is from RefSeq and is a predicted model, not a curated record. Bases 623 to 2539 code for a protein of 638 amino acids. Gene Ontology annotation, cellular component: nucleus. NCBI's taxonomy places the organism in Eukaryota, Metazoa, Arthropoda, Insecta, Coleoptera, Curculionidae. The transcript is spliced from 6 exons.